CUCGACUGGACUCGCCACGAUGUGCCCAACCUCUCACCAUGGAUUCAGUUUGCCAAGAACUUCGACUACAGCACGACACAAUUAGGCCCCAUGAGUGCUUGGCCGGAGCAUCUGCGAUCGGCCGUGGUAUAUUCGAUGUCGAACCCACAGCCACGAAUUGUUCUCUGGGGCGAAGAGAGGACCUUCCUCUACAACGAGGCCUGCAUCCCACUCAUCCAACCUAAACACCCUAGUUCAUUUGGCCAGCCGGCUGCAGAGGCUUGGGCAGACGUAUAUGAGGGAAUUGGCCCCCUUAUCGACAAAGCUUUUGACGGCCAGAUCAUGUCUCUCGAACGGCUCCCUGUUAUGAUGACCCGAAAGGAUUUCGUCGAAGAGAGUUACUUCGACUUUUCACUUCUACCCGUCAUGGGACCGGAUGGACGACCCUGUGGGGUCCUAGAUGAGGUGGUGGAGACUACGAAGACUGUUCGGAGUGAGCGUAGGAGGCAGUCUAUGCUCGUUCUCACGAAGCAUAUUGCCGAAGCCAGCAGUCUCGACAAACUGUGGUCUGCUUUUCUUCGUGGCGUUGACGCGGCCGGUCAUGACGUCCCGUACGCACUACUCUACGCAGUGCAACAUCGCGGUAGCCGGAGCGAGUUAGCCGACGACGAUCCCGAGAAGUGUGCACUCGUUGGUACGGUAGGUAUGCCGCUAUAUGACGGUAGCGUACUGCAAUCCUUCGAUCUGCAUGCUUGUGCUGAAGAUGGCUCUGUAUCCGCCGUCACCAAAGCGUGUGCGGAAGCGUUGAAUACGAAGAAGGAAGUGAUAAUGACUAGCAAGGACGGUUCCUUACCCAGCUUACUGAAGCACGCGACGCCGGACAGAUCGUAUGGCGGCGACGAGAUACGCACUGCGAUUGUCACUCCCAUCAUAUCUGCGAUCGGUGACAAGAGGCUCGGUGUGCUUGUCUUCGGUCUGAACCCACGGACACCGUACGAUCAAGAAUACACUAUGUGGACCCACCUGAUGACCGACGUCCUAACAAAGACCGCAACACUUAUCACAAUGCCGGAGGAGCAGCGUCGAGCGCAAAAGGUGGCAGACGAGAUGAACGACUCGCUUGUCCAGCAACUCCGCAUCACCACACUGCAGGCCGAGCGCAGUGAAGCCAGGUUCCAGCGGAUGGCAGAGAGCACUCCGAUUGGAAUGUUUUACUUUCAAACGAACGGCAUGCCGGUGCACGUCAAUGAUGCGUACAUGGAGAUGCUUGGGGUGUCUGGCGCCAAGGAUGCCGUGCGGUCACCCACCGAACUGGACUGGGAAGAUAAAAUCCAUCCUGAUGACCUACCUGGUGUGCUUGAAUGCUGGCGGAACAUAGUGGAGACGAAAGGACCCGCCACAAUCGAGUAUCGCCUGAAGCGUCCAUGGCAGUCGGUGGAUAAGGCUACGGGUCAGGUGCUUACGGGAGAUGCGUGGUUGAUGGCCAACGGCGUCCCGGAGACGGAUAGCGACGGCAACGUCACCGCCGUGCUAGGUUGGCUCACCGACAUCUCACUUCGUAAAUUCAGCGAGACGCUGCUCGCGCAGCGGUUAGAGGAGGCACUGGAGAACAAGCGGCAGAGCGAGAAUUUCAUCGACAUGACCAGCCAUGAGAUGCGGAACCCACUUAGCGCCAUUUUGCAAAGCGCCGAUUCUAUCGUCUCGACGCUGACAACUUCAGGCAUGCCCAUCCUGGGUGAGUCGGUUACCUUGUCGGCGGAGACGGCGGACGAAAUCAUAGAUGCGGCGCAGACGGUCAUUCUGUGCGCGCAACACCAGAAGCGCAUUGUCGACGACAUUCUGACGCUGUCGAAGCUCGACGCCGCUUUGCUCGUCAUCUCACCCGACAAGGUCGCGCCGCCAGGACUUGUCACGAAGGCGUUGAAGAUGUACGAAAGUGAGAUCCUACGCGCCGGCAUCGAGGCUUCCAUGUGCGUUGAAGCGUCGUACAACGAGCUUGCAAUUGAUGAAGUGGUCGUCGAUUCGAGCCGUUUGCUGCAAGUAAUCAUUAACCUCCUCACAAACGCUAUCAAAUUCACCAUGUACUCUGAUCAACGCAAGGUCAGGAUUUGCCUCGGCGCUUCGCGCGAGCGACCGGCAGACAAGCAGAAUGGCGUCACGUAUAUUCCUGAACGCCAUGCACGGCAGGCUCAAAUGGCCGAUGCAGACUGGGGCCGUGGCGAACAGCUCUACCUGCAAUGUUCAGUUGGGGAUACGGGCCGUGGGCUCAGUGAGGAAGAGAUGAAGCUGCUAUUCCAGCGCUUCUCGCAGGCUAGUCCAAAGACGUACAAACAAUACGGCGGUAGCGGAUUGGGCCUGUUCAUCAGCAGAGAGCUCUGCGAGCUGCAAGGUGGGCAGAUCGGCGUGUCGAGCGGCAACGGGAAGACCACUUUCUCGUUUUUCGUGAAGGUGAGGAGGUGGGUGGCGGAAACGGAAUCUGAAGUUUCAGCAGAGAGGUCAAGGAAGGUGAGGACGCCUAGUGUCUCUGCCACACCUGUGAUGUAUGAACGGCGAGGAAGUACGUUCUUGUCGGACGAGUCGAGCGGACAAAGUGGAGCGUCGGCGCCGGACGAGAAUCUACAUGUGCUUGUCGUCGAAGACAAUGUGAUCAAUCAGCGCGUUAUGAGCAAACAACUUCGUCGCGCCGGCUGUACCGUGCAUGUCGCCAACCACGGGCUCGAAUGCCUCGACUUUCUGCAAACCUCGAUCUUUUGCGUCGACCAAAAGGCGACGACUCCUACACCGUUGUCGGUCAUCCUCCUCGAUCUCGAAAUGCCGACCAUGGACGGGCUGGAAUGCAUUCGGCAUAUCCGCGAACAGCAAACGAACGGGAAGAUCCGCAGUCAUGUUCCUGUGAUUGCGGUAACGGCCAAUGCGCGCAGCGAGCAGAUUUCGGCGGCAUUGGCGGCAGGGAUGGAUAGCGUGGUCACGAAGCCGUUCAGAAUACCGGAGUUAUUGCCGCAGAUGAAAGCGUUG
Messenger RNA from Baudoinia panamericana UAMH 10762, 2994 nucleotides. RefSeq lists its product as uncharacterized. Gene Ontology annotation, molecular function: phosphorelay sensor kinase activity. The transcript has 2 exons. NCBI's taxonomy places the organism in Eukaryota, Fungi, Ascomycota, Dothideomycetes, Mycosphaerellales, Teratosphaeriaceae. Gene Ontology annotation, biological process: phosphorelay signal transduction system; phosphorylation. The record is from RefSeq and is a predicted model, not a curated record. The annotation marks the transcript as partial.